CCCUAUUCCAGUGUUGAAAAACUCUACCAUGCCAGUAUUUCUCACAACGCUUUAGUACGUUUUCGACAGUUUGCAGAUUUUUGGCGGCAAAUUGUUAUUUACAUUUAUUUAUUUUAUUUUUGCAAAACAGCACGGAAAUGGCAGACUCCGGCAAAGGAAAAGUGCUGCAAAAUACGGGUAAAUUCGUUAGCGAAAGCCGGACGGAAGGGGACGACUUCUUCAAUGAGGCGGGUUAUCGCCAAUCCCGGGAAAACGACAAAAUCGACUCAAAAUAUGGCUUUGAUCGGGUUAAAGACAGUCAGGAGCGGACGGGCUACCUCAUUAACAUGCACUCGAACGAAGUCUUGGAUGAGGACAGGAGACUCAUAGCCGCCCUGGAUCUUUUUUUCAUCCAAAUGGAUGGUUCCCGCUUCAAAUGCACGGUGGCUUAUCAACCAUAUUUGCUCAUUCGUCCAGAGGACAAUAUGCACCUGGAAGUGGCUCGAUUUCUGGGUCGCAAGUACUCCGGCCAAAUUUCCAGCUUGGAACACAUUACCAAAGAGGAUCUGGAUUUACCGAAUCAUCUUUCGGGCUUACAACAGCACUACAUAAAGUUAUCCUUCCUGAAUCAAACAGCCAUGACUAAAGUUAGAAGGGAACUAAUGUCAGCUGUGAGAAGGAACCAGGAGCGACAGAAAUCCAACACCUACUACAUGCAAAUGCUGGCUACCUCAUUGGCCCAAUCCUCAGCUGGUUCCGAGGAUGCUACGAUGGCCAAGAAACAGCAGGAUUACAUGGACUGCAUUGUGGACAUAAGGGAGCACGAUGUGCCCUACCACGUACGAGUAUCCAUUGAUUUGCGUAUUUUCUGUGGACAAUGGUAUAAUAUCAGGUGCAGAAGUGGCGUGGAACUGCCAAUCAUCACCUGCCGACCGGAUAUCCUGGACAGACCCGAACCCGUUGUCCUGGCCUUUGACAUAGAAACUACCAAGCUGCCCCUCAAGUUUCCCGAUGCUCAGACAGAUCAAGUUAUGAUGAUCUCCUACAUGAUUGAUGGUCAGGGUUAUCUAAUAACCAAUCGGGAGAUCAUCUCUUCCAAUGUAGAUGACUUUGAAUACACACCCAAGCCGGAGUUUGAGGGAAACUUUAUAGUUUUCAAUGAGGAGAACGAGAUGCAGCUGCUCCAGCGUUUCUUUGAUCAUAUUAUGGAGGUCCGACCACACAUCAUAGUUACGUACAACGGUGACUUCUUUGAUUGGCCCUUUGUGGAGACUCGAGCUGCUGUCUAUGAUCUGGACAUGAAGCAGGAGAUUGGCUUCUCUAAGUUUCGGGAAGGUAACUACCUAAGUCGUCCGUCUAUACACAUGGAUUGUCUGUGCUGGGUGAAGCGAGAUUCCUAUUUACCCGUUGGAUCUCAAGGUCUAAAGGCAGUGGCCAAGGCUAAAUUGCGCUACGAUCCCGUGGAACUAGAUCCGGAGGACAUGUGUCGGAUGGCAGUGGAGCAGCCUCAAGUGCUGGCCAAUUACUCUGUAUCCGAUGCCGUGGCCACUUACUAUUUGUACAUGAAGUAUGUUCAUCCGUUUAUCUUCGCCUUGAAUACGAUUAUUCCCAUGGAACCCGAUGAGAUCUUAAGGAAGGGUUCUGGCACACUCUGUGAGACUUUACUGAUGGUGGAGGCCUAUCAUGCCCAGAUCGUAUAUCCCAACAAGCAUCAGAGCGAGCUGAAUAAGCUCUCCAACGAGGGACAUGUACUGGAUUCGGAAACCUAUGUUGGUGGUCAUGUGGAGGCUUUGGAAUCCGGCGUAUUCCGUGCGGAUAUACCCUGCCGUUUUCGUCUAGAUCCAACAAUGGUUAAACAACUUCAGGAUCAGGUGGAUGCAGUUCUGAGACAUGCCAUUGAAGUGGAGGAGGGCAUUCCCCUAGAAAAGGUUUUGAAUCUGGAUGAAGUCCGCCAGGAGAUUGUGCAGGGAUUACAGGGCCUGCAUGAUAUACCCAAUCGCUUGGAGCAGCCUGUCAUCUAUCACUUGGAUGUGGGUGCUAUGUACCCCAACAUUAUCCUGACCAAUCGUCUGCAGCCUUCGGCCAUGGUCACUGAUCUGGAUUGCGCUGCCUGUGACUUUAAUAAGCCAGGAGUUCGCUGCAAACGCUCCAUGGAUUGGUUAUGGCGCGGUGAAAUGCUGCCCGCUUCCAGGAACGAAUUCCAACGCAUACAGCAGCAGCUGGAAACGGAGAAGUUUCCACCUCUCUUUCCUGGAGGACCACAACGUGCCUUUCAUGAGCUCUCCAAAGAGGAUCAAGCAGCGUACGAGAAGAAGCGUCUCACGGAUUACUGCCGCAAGGCUUACAAGAAAACCAAGCUGACCAAAUUAGAGACCCGCAAUUCAACCAUCUGCCAGAAGGAAAACAGCUUCUAUGUGGACACCGUUCGAGCUUUUCGAGAUCGCCGAUACGAGUACAAAGGUCUCACCAAAGUGGCAAAGGCUUCCGUAAAUGCUGCGGUGGCUUCUGGGGAUGCGGCUGAGAUUAAAGCAGCCAAGGGCAGAGAAGUGCUCUACGAUUCCCUGCAGUUGGCCCACAAGUGUAUCCUGAACUCUUUCUAUGGUUAUGUGAUGAGAAGAGGAGCCCGCUGGCAUUCCAUGCCUAUGGCAGGCAUUGUGUGUCUCACUGGUUCCAAUAUCAUCACCAAAGCCAGGGAAAUCAUCGAGAGAGUUGGUCGUCCUCUGGAGCUGGACACUGAUGGUAUAUGGUGUAUAUUACCUGGUUCAUUCCCGCAGGAGUUCACCAUUCAAACUAGCCAUGAGAAGAAAAAGAAGAUCAACAUAUCCUAUCCCAAUGCAGUACUGAAUACUAUGGUCAAAGAUCACUUCACCAAUGAUCAGUAUCACGAGUUGAGAAAGGAUAAGGAGGAUAAUCUGCCCAAGUACGAUAUUCGUGAUGAAAACUCAAUUUUCUUCGAGGUGGAUGGUCCUUACCUGGCCAUGGUCUUACCCGCUGCCAAAGAGGAAGGCAAGAAGCUAAAGAAACGAUAUGCAGUCUUCAAUUUCGAUGGUUCAUUGGCUGAACUUAAGGGUUUUGAGGUCAAGCGGCGUGGUGAACUGCAGCUGAUCAAGAAUUUCCAGAGUUCCGUCUUCGAAGCUUUCCUGGCGGGCAGCACCCUUGAGGAAUGUUAUGCAUCAGUGGCCAAGGUGGCAGAUUAUUGGCUGGAUGUGCUUUACAGUAGAGGAUCUAAUCUCCCAGAUUCUGAGCUUUUUGAACUGAUUUCGGAGAACAAGAGCAUGUCCAAGAAGCUAGAGGAGUAUGGCGCUCAAAAGAGUACCUCUAUUUCGACAGCCAAACGAUUGGCUGAGUUUCUGGGUGAGCAGAUGGUCAAAGAUGCGGGUCUGGCCUGCAAGUACAUCAUCUCAAAGAAACCCGAAGGCGCUCCUGUCACCGAAAGAGCCAUCCCUUUGGCGAUUUUCCAAUCCGAGCCAAGUGUAAGGCGUCAUCACUUGCGUCGCUGGCUUAAGGACAACACCAUGGGCGAUGCCGAUAUUCGUGAUGUACUCGAUUGGAAUUACUACAUAGAGAGAUUAGGUGGAACCAUACAGAAGAUCAUCACCAUUCCGGCAGCACUGCAGGGAUUGUCCAAUCCUGUGCCCAGGGUGCAACAUCCAGAUUGGUUGCACAAGAAAAUGUUGGAGAAGAACGAUGUCCUGAAGCAGCGUCGCAUCAACGAGAUGUUUACCAGCAGGCCCAAGCCGAAGCCUUUGGUUACAGAAGAGGAUAAACUGGGUGAUAUGGAAGACUUGGCUGGAAGAGAUGGCGGAGAAGAUGCUGCAGGUCGGCCCACGGUCACCAAAAGAAAGAGAGUGCAGAUAGACGAGAAUGAUGAAGAGGAGGAGCAACCACAGGCCACCACAUGGCGUCAGGCUUUGGGCGCUCCUCCACCCAUUGGUGAGACCAGAAAAUCCAUAAUAGAGUGGGUUAAAUUCCAGAAAAAGAAAUGGAAGUGGCAGCAGGAUCAGCGCCAACGCAGUCGUCAAGCCAGCAAACGAACCAGAGGCGAUGAACCUCCAGUGGUGAGAUCCACAGGAGCUACGGGUACUUUAGGAGGAUUCCUGAGACGAGCACAACGCACCCUAUUGGACCAACCCUGGCAGAUUGUGCAACUGGUGCCAGUCGAUGAUCUGGGACACUUUACCGUGUGGGCCUUGAUCGGUGAGGAGCUGCACAAGAUUAAGUUGACAGUGCCGAGGAUUUUCUAUGUUAAUCAGCGGAGUGCUGCUCCGCCUGAGGAGGGUCAACUUUGGCGUAAAGUUAAUCGAGUUCUGCCACGAUCCAGACCCGUUUUCAAUCUCUACAGAUAUAGUGUUCCGGAGCAACUCUUUCGUGAUAACUCUCUUGGAAUGUUAGCUGAUCUGGCCACCCCUGACAUCGAAGGUAUCUACGAGACACAGAUGACCCUGGAGUUCCGCGCUUUGAUGGAUAUGGGCUGCAUUUGUGGUGUACAACGGGAAGAGGCACGCCGUUUGGCCCAACUAGCCACCAAAGAUCUCGAAACCUUCAGUAUCGAGCAGUUGGAGCAGCGUCCACAGACACAGGUCAAGUAUCUGGCAAGCGCUAGCAACCGACUGCGCAAGAUCUACCUGUAUCAGCACAAUACUCCCACGGCCAAGAAGGAGAUCUGGUCAAUGAUCCUUAUGCCCAGCAAGAAGGCCUACAUCUUCGCCUUGGACACUGUACGAGCCAAUCAGAUGCCCAACAUGAGGCAGCUGUAUACAGCAGAACGAUUGGCUUUGCUCAAGAAUUUGACAGACGAAGAGAAGGAUAAGAUUCCCGUUGAGGAUUACACCUUUGAGGUGAUCAUAGAGGUGGAUGUCAAGCAGAUCUAUCGGCAUAUACAGCGGGCACUGACCACCUACAAGCAGGAGCAUCAGGGUCCUACCAUUUUGUGCCUUCAAACGGCGUUGGAGGCGCGAAAGCUAAGUCUGGCCAUGCCCAUUCUUUUGGAGUUCCCCCAGGCACAGAUCCACAUAUCCGAUGAUGCCAGUUUGUUGUCCGGCUUGGACUGGCAACGUCAGGGCUCCAGAGCAGUCAUCCGUCACUUUUUGAAUCUAAACAAUGUCCUCGAUUUAAUGUUGGAUCAAUGUCGGUACUUCCAUGUGCCCAUUGGCAAUAUGCCUCCAGAUACGGUGCUCUUUGGAGCGGAUCUAUUCUUUGCCCGACUGCUCCAGCGACAUAACUUUGUACUGUGGUGGUCAGCGAGCACCAGACCAGAUUUGGGUGGCCGUGAGGCGGAUGACAGUCGACUGCUGGCGGAAUUUGAGGAGAAUAUCAGUGUGGUGCAGAACAAAGCUGGUUUUUAUCCGGAUGUUUGCGUGGAGCUGGCGUUAGACAGCUUGGCGGUGAGUGCUCUGCUGCAAUCUACAAGGAUUCAGGAAAUGGAAGGUGCCUCCUCUGCCAUUACAUUUGAUGUGAUGCCACAGGUCUCUCUGGAGGAGAUGAUUGGCACAGUUCCGGCUGCGACAUUGCCCAGCUAUGAUGAAACGGCUCUGUGCUCAGCUGCCUUCCGAGUGAUGCGCUCCAUGGUGAAUGGUUGGCUGCGCGAGGUGUCCAUCAAUAGGAACAUCUUCUCCGACUUUCAGAUCGUUCACUUCUAUCGAUGGGUGCGCUCUAGUAAUGCCUUACUAUACGAUCCUGCUCUGAGAAGAUCCCUAAACAAUCUGAUGAGGAAAAUGUUCCUCCGGAUUAUAGCCGAGUUUAAGAGAUUGGGUGCCACCAUCGUAUAUGCGGAUUUCAACAGGAUCAUUCUUAGUUCCGGAAAGAAAUCUGUAACGGAUGCCCUGGGUUAUGUGGACUACAUCGUGCAGAGCUUAAGGAACAAGGAGAUGUUCCACUCCAUCCAGCUAAGCUUCGAGCAGUGCUGGAACUUUAUGCUCUGGAUGGAUCAGGCUAAUUUCUCAGGGAUAAGGGGUAAACUUCCUAAGGGUAUUGAUGAGACAGUGUCAUCUAUAGUAUCCACUACCAUGCGAAGGGAUACGGAACGAAAUGAAGACGAAGAGGAGGAUGAGGAAGAGGAUGCGGAAAACAGAGAUCUCGUUGAGAUCACCGAACCUGAGCAGGAGCAGGAGGAUGAACUUUCCCUGGAGCUGAACUGGACAAUUGGUGAACAUCUGCCGGAUGAAAACGAUUGUCGCGAGAAGUUUGAUUCCCUUUUGACCCUGUUCAUGCAAUCCCUGGCCGAAAGGAAGACCACCGAGCAGGCCAUCAAGGACAUCUCGCACUGCGCCUUCGACUUUAUCCUUAAGCUGCACAAGAACUAUGGCAAAGGAAAGCCCAGUCCGGGUCUAGAACUCAUCCGCACCCUGAUCAAGGCGUUGAGUGUGGACAAGACGCUUGCGGAGCAGAUCAACGAAUUGCGCCGGAAUAUGCUGCGUCUGGUUGGGAUUGGGGAGUUCUCUGAUAUGGCAGAAUGGGAGGAUCCCUGUGAUAGUCACAUCAUUAAUGAGGUUAUCUGUAAGGCCUGCAAUCAUUGUAGGGAUCUGGAUCUCUGCAAGGACAAACAUCGCGCCAUGAAGGACGGAGUUCCCGUUUGGCUCUGUGCUCAAUGCUAUGUGGCCUAUGAUAACGAGGAAAUCGAGAUGAGGAUGCUGGAUGCCCUGCAGCGCAAGAUGAUGUCCUAUGUGCUGCAGGACCUACGCUGUUCCCGCUGCAGCGAGAUCAAGCGAGAGAAUCUGGCAGAGUUUUGCACCUGUGCUGGUAAUUUUGUGCCCCUUAUCAGUGGCAAGGAUAUCAAAACACUACUGGGUACAUUUAGCAAGGUGGCCACCAACCAUAAGAUGCAGUUGCUCCAGCAGACGGUUCAACAGGCAUUAACAACUCCGCGAUAGAGUUGUAAGACAACUCUCAGAUUGUUAUUUUGUAGAUAUUAGGACUCGUUUGUAAGUUUUGCUUCUAAGUAUAAUAUAUCGUUAAUGGAAUUUUAA
Messenger RNA from Drosophila eugracilis, 6944 nucleotides. It is a transcript of the gene DNApol-epsilon255, whose product is annotated as DNA polymerase epsilon catalytic subunit 1. The transcript is spliced from 4 exons. Gene Ontology annotation, biological process: base-excision repair, gap-filling; leading strand elongation; DNA replication proofreading. Gene Ontology annotation, molecular function: single-stranded DNA 3'-5' DNA exonuclease activity; DNA binding; zinc ion binding. Bases 138 to 6848 code for a protein of 2236 amino acids. Gene Ontology annotation, cellular component: epsilon DNA polymerase complex; nucleus. The record is from RefSeq and is a predicted model, not a curated record. Lineage: Eukaryota; Metazoa; Arthropoda; Insecta; Diptera; Drosophilidae.